AUGCACCCAUUCACACAGCCAGGAAAGUGCAAUCGUGGUAUAAGGGGCAUGCAACUCAUCUGCAGCGUCUUCCAUAAACCAUUCCCAAAUGGUGCGGGGCCAUCAGGUGGCAACGCCAAAGAAGCUAGACGAGAAACAGAUGGUGCUGCCAACCGCGGCCCUGAUCCACAGAGGAACAGAGGUCAGGCCCCACAGACUCCAGAAGGACCAGUACAGCCACCUCAGCCUACGAACGCUGAACCUGGACCAAGUGGCACUGCUAAUCGCGGCCGUGGUCCACAGGGCCCUGGAGGACAGGCCCCACAGAAUGUACGAGCAGGAGCACGUGGCGCUCAGCCUACAAAUAAUGCUGCUGGUGCAACAGGUGCUGCCAACGGUUCUCGACCUCUCUGCCCCAAUUGUCGUUUGCCUCUUCCAGAACAUGGAAAGCCAGGAAACCAGAAGAAGGAGAAUUAA
Molecule: messenger RNA, 456 nt
Organism: Schistocerca americana (American grasshopper)
Lineage: Eukaryota; Metazoa; Arthropoda; Insecta; Orthoptera; Acrididae
Product: basic salivary proline-rich protein 1-like
Exons: 5
Coding region: 1-456 (151 amino acids)
Source: RefSeq, a predicted model, not a curated record